AUGAAGCCAACGGUCGAGUGUGCCAGUCUAGAGGAUGCAGUGAAGUCCGGCUACCCCAAAGACGUGUUGUUUGACGUGAAGAUCCCCGAUGCUGCGACUCGAAUUGGGGACAAUGCUUUCGAAGACUGUGAUUGCUUGGUUCGCCUUAGUAUCCCAGAUUCCGUGACAGAAAUUGGAGACUGGGCCUUCUCUGGCUGCCGCUCUUUGACGAGCCUGACAAUCCCAAAUUCAGUGACACACAUUGGGUACAAUGCCUGCAGAGGCUGCAGAUCUUUCAUGAGCCUGACGAUCCCAGAUUCGGUUACAGAAAUUGGUGAGGAUGCCUUUUCAGGCUGCAGCUCUUUGACAAGCCUGACGAUCCCAAAUUCAGUCACAGAAAUUAGUGAGGGUGCCUUCGCGAGUUGCAGCUCGUUGAUGAGCCUGACGAUUCCAGAUUCAGUGACGCGCAUUGGUGAGGAUGCCUUCUCUGGCUUCAGCUCUUUGACAAGCCUGACGAUCCCAAAUUCAGUCGCAGAAAUUGGCGAGGGUGCCUUCCGUGACUGCAGCUCUUUGAUGAGCCUGACCAUACCAGAUUCAGUGACCCAAAUUGGGAAUAGUGCCUUCUCUGGGUGCGGCUCUUUGACGAGCGUGACGAUCCCAAAGUCACGAGAACAUGAUUGGCCUGAGCGGAUCUUUCACAAUCCGUCCAUUCAGUGGACAUUCACCGAGGGUCGCUGA
This is a messenger RNA of Symbiodinium natans, 717 nucleotides long. Lineage: Eukaryota; Dinophyceae; Suessiales; Symbiodiniaceae. The record is from the annotation of a GenBank genome assembly.